AUGUCUGAGUUAGAGAAGGCCAUGAUGGCCCUCAUCGAAGUCUUCCAUCAAUAUUCCGGGAAGGAAGGGGACAAGCGCAAGCUGAAGAAAUCAGAACUCAAGGAGCUCAUCAACAAUGAACUUACCCAUUUUUUAGAGGAAAUCAAAGAUCAGGAGACUGUGGACAAAGUCAUGGAGACACUGGACAGUGAUGGGGACGGCGAAUGUGACUUCCAGGAAUUUAUGGCUCUCAUUGCCAUGAUUACCGCCGCCUGUCACGAGUUCUUCACACAGGAAUAA
Molecule: messenger RNA, 279 nt
Organism: Rangifer tarandus platyrhynchus (Svalbard reindeer)
Lineage: Eukaryota; Metazoa; Chordata; Mammalia; Artiodactyla; Cervidae
Source: the annotation of a GenBank genome assembly